Messenger RNA from Oikopleura dioica, 1323 nucleotides. The record is from the annotation of a GenBank genome assembly. Lineage: Eukaryota; Metazoa; Chordata; Appendicularia; Copelata; Oikopleuridae.
AUGAAGAAGCUCAACUGGUUACUGUUGCCUGUUAUCGUCACAGCGAUAGAAGUAGAGUCAUGCUACCAAGAAACGAUUCAACUCCAGCCCUACGAUUCGAUGGAAUUGACGACAAGGGGGUAUCCGGGAGACCUAGAAGAAACUGUUUCGUGCUUGUAUAAGUUUGUUGCACCUUUAGGAUAUCGGCCCGCAAUUCAAUUUAUGGAAUGGUCGAUUCCUAACUGCGCGCUCUCCAAAUUCAACGUCUACGAUUCAAAGGGCCAAAACAGCUACAGUUCGUUCUGUGGUGUUGGAACUCCAGCUCCGCUGACGGCGAAAGGGAGAUUUUUAGACAUCGACUUUUCCUUCCUCGGCCGGAUCGGUUCUGCUUGGGGAGGCGGCACAGGAGUACGAGUCAGGAUUCACGUGGCUCUUGUCAGAAGAGCGGGAUGGAAGCCGGAGAGAAACUCUCAGCCUGAAUUUAGAUCUACAGCAGUGAAAGCGACUUCUUACAAGCGGACUUCAACGCAAAACGACUGGAGCUGGACGAAAGAAGACAGUCUUCGAUUGGCAGUUGUUGGCUCACUGGUGUUUUUGGUCAUUCUCGGAGGAUUGCUUUUCCACUUCAAUAUGAAAAAAGAGGAACAAAUGGCAACGAACGGGGAAGGCCCGAUGAAGGGGCACCCGCGGCCCACUGGAUACCGUGCCUAUCUGGAAAAGGUCAAGAUCACGCCGAAUGACCAAACGAGCUCGACUGAUGCGGGCGAAUCGACCGACAGAAGUUCUAACACCGAGAGCAGCCAAGUUAACGGAUCUCUAACCUUUAAAUUCCCAAAUCCAUCACGUUUUUCAAUUAUUGACAAGCAAAUCAUCAAAGAAAAGAAGUUCACCAGACGACCCCAGCGAAAACAACGAAGACCAAGGAAGGAGUCAUUUAGAUCGCCAAUGGAGCGCUUUCAGUUCGACAUCUCCCAAGCCUUCCGAAGAAGUGGAUACGACUUGGAAAGCCAAAUCUCCAACUCUUCAGAUUAUUCGCAAGAAGAAACGACGCAAACUGGUCGAGAUCCUUCGAUGCCUUCAGCCGUACCUGAGAAUCCAAUGAACAGCAGCCACGGAGCGCCAGCCGGCCGCCAAACGCGUUACAAAGACGAGCAUUACGAGCGUUGGAGUCACCGAAACAAACCUAAACGCAGCGAAACAAUGCGCGAGAAGAUUAAACGAGCAUUUUCCAUCAAAUCCGUCAAAGAAACAUUUGGGGCCGUAAAUCGGGAAAAAUCCCGGCUUUACGGGCCGCAUGCGCGUCCCGCUAUGAGACAGCGAAAGGCUGAAAACAACGAAUCCUAA